AUGGAGCUUGACCACACACUGAGCCAUGGAAGCGAAGAGGAAGAGACUGGUUAUGGGAAAGUAACGCUGCGGCGCGGUAUUCCUACCAACGCCAACAAAGUAUACCUUGCGAUGCAGCCCAUGUCAACUCAGCACACAUCACCUCCAAAACCGCUUACGACGAGUUGGUACCGCUGCUUUAUUGAAAGACACCCGAUCCUGGCUCCACGAGUUGCUCAGCAGAUUGCUCGCGUCCGCAACCGUGUUGAACCGGAGGCAGCACGUGGUCUAUUCUGCGUGAUGGCGCGUCUUGUUAUCGAGCACAAACUCGACAAGAGUCGCGUCUAUAAUAUGGACAAGGCAUCUUUUAUGCCGAAGUCAUCGUCUCGGAAAGUGGUUGCCCUGAAAGGAUCGUCUAGCGUGUGGACCCAAGAGCCGAAAGCACAAGUGAAGAAAUUGGAAUGA
This is a messenger RNA of Phytophthora infestans T30-4, 444 nucleotides long. RefSeq lists its product as uncharacterized. The transcript is spliced from 3 exons. The record is from RefSeq and is a predicted model, not a curated record. The coding region runs from base 1 to 444 and encodes 147 amino acids. Lineage: Eukaryota; Oomycota; Peronosporomycetes; Peronosporales; Peronosporaceae.